Molecule: messenger RNA, 5906 nt
Organism: Galleria mellonella (greater wax moth)
Lineage: Eukaryota; Metazoa; Arthropoda; Insecta; Lepidoptera; Pyralidae
Gene: Gk2
Product: glycerol kinase
Exons: 14
Coding region: 148-1833 (561 amino acids)
Biological process (GO): glycerol-3-phosphate biosynthetic process; glycerol metabolic process; triglyceride metabolic process
Cellular component (GO): mitochondrion
Molecular function (GO): glycerol kinase activity
Source: RefSeq, a predicted model, not a curated record
ACCGGCCAGUGCCGCGCCUCCGCCAGUACAACUGUUUGUUUACGCGCGUAAGCGCGCCUCGCGUAGUUUGAAUUUCGAAUUAGACUAACUUUAUUUUAAGAAGCCAGUGUUUCGAUUAAUAAAAAAAGUUUUUAAUCACCAUUUACCAUGGAUAGUGACGACGAGAUGCCAGUCAAGGACGGCACCAAGAAGUCACUUGUUGGUGUCAUAGACGACGGUACAAAGACUGUUAGAUUUGUGAUAUACGAAGCGGAAAGGUCAGAAGAAUUGGCCGCGUACCAGCUAGACAAGACAGAAGUACAACCCCAGGAGGGAUGGUCAGAGCAGGAUCCACAGGAAAUCAUUCACCACAUCAGAAUAUGCGCCGAAAACGCCAUAGGAAAAUUACCAGAAUUAGGUUACACAAAAGAUGACAUUAUCACUUUAGGAAUAACAAAUCAAAGAGAGACAACAAUAGCAUGGGACAAGAUUACGGGCCAACCAUUGCAUCCUGCUAUAGCGUGGAACGAUAUACGAACAAGUACUACAGUGGACGCGAUAUUAGCAAAAGUGCCAGACAGGAAUAAGAAUUACUUGAAACACAUUAGCGGUCUUCCAAUCAGCCCGUACUUCAGUGCGCUAAAGAUGAAAUGGCUGAAGGACAACGUGAAGGCGGUGAAGAAGGCCAGCAAAGAGAGGAAGCUGCUGUUCGGAACCGUGGACUCUUGGAUAGUUUGGACGUUAACCGGCGGACCAAACGGCGGUCUUCACAUAACGGACGUCACAAAUGCAUCUCGAACGUUGCUCAUGAAUUUAGAUACAUUAAAUUGGGACCCCAUGCUGUGCCGGUUAUUCAGUAUACAUCCAGACUCGCUACCGAACAUAUACAGCAGUUCAGAAAUAUAUGGGGUCGUCAAAGAUGGUUCCGUGUUGGAUGGUAUACGAAUAUCAGGUAUACUAGGCAAUCAGCAAGCGGCGCUGGUUGGUCAGAACUGCCUGCAAGCGGGGCAGGCCAAGAACACGUACCGCAGUGGUUGUUUUCUGCUGUGCAACACGGGCUCCCGUCGGGUACAGUCCACCCAUGGUCUCCUUACCACCGUGGCUUACCAGCUAGGACCAGAUACGCCCGCUGUAUAUGCGCUUGAAGGCUCGAUAGCAGUCGCUGGUGGUGCCAUGAAGUUCCUCAGGGACAAUUUGAAGCUAAUUAAGGAUGUAGUAAAGGAUACGGAGCAAAUAGCGGGGCAAGUGUUCUCGACUGGUGAUGUGUACUUCGUCCCGGCGUUCAGUGGCUUAUACGCGCCGUAUUGGAGGAAAGACGCGAGGGGAAUUAUCUGCGGUUUGACAGCGUUCACAACGAAGAAUCACAUCAUUAGAGCUGCUUUGGAGGCCGUAUGUUUUCAGACGAGAGAUAUAUUAGAAGCGAUGAACAAAGACUGCGGGAUGCCACUAUCGAAGCUCCACGUGGACGGCAAAAUGACGUCCAACAAUUUACUAAUGCAGUUGCAGGCCGACCUCAUCGGUAUACCAGUCUUGCGCGCCCAUUCGUGGGACAUGUCGGCGCUGGGCGCCGCCGUGGCGGCAGGGGGCGCUGUGGGCGUGUGGGCCGUGCAGAGGUGGCGCCGCCACCACACGCCUGCCGACACGUUCCUGCCCACCACCACUGAUGACGAUCGCGACGCGCGGUACACGAAAUGGAAAAUGGCCGUGCAACGCUCCCUAGGAUGGGCGACGACUAAAAAAUCUAUCACGAUGACAGAGGAAAGAUACAGACUUCUUGCAUCGAUACCAGCGACGUUAUACAUCAUAGGCAGCUUUACAAUGCUAGUCGUAUCAACUAUGCUCAACAACAGGUGAAAAACGAAAUGCAACUUAAUUGUUUAUUAGAUAAUGUUCAUUUUUAAAUAAUUGCAAUCAAAUGUUUUUUUUUUUCGACAUUUCAAAUUAAUAAGUUUGACAUGACAUCAAUUUGUGUAGAUAGACUUGUGUAGGUAGACUUUACGAAACCAAUGAUAAAAAUCAAGUCGCUAGCAAACGAGCUGCAUAAGCAAUUUCUUUUUUAUAGUUAAAUUGCUUUUUAAUUGCCAUUUAAAAGUGAUUAGCUGUAUAAGAGAGUUAUAAAAGUUGUAUAAUAUAGUUGUUAUGCUAUUUGCGUACAAGAAUAUUCUAAAAAAAUUUAAAACCAAAUAAAAAUACAAUAUUAAAUUUAGACUGCUAAUAGAUCGAGCGCCAAAGUGUUUAGUAAAUUUAUUUAAAUGAUUAAAAGCAUGAGUAUUUAUUUGGUCAAUAUACAAUUACAUUUUUUAAAUCUAUCUAUUUAUUAAAGAUCAUAUUCUUAGCGCAGAUUAUAUAUUUUAGUACCAUAAAGUACCAAAGUGACAUAUAGUCUCUGUUCUUAGCAUUACACUGUAAGUAAUUCAAUCGUUAACAGCCAAAGAAUAAAUAUAAUGUAAGUAAAAAUUAAAUAUUAAAUGUUAUAAGAUUGACAAAUAAAUGUAACACAUUAAUCAUCACAAUUUGUAUAAUAAUUGAUGUUCAUACAAACAAUUUUAAAAUAUACACAAAUCACUUCCCUUAUCGACUUUAGAAAAUUGCAUUUUAGCUUCGAAAGAAAAUUAGAUAUACUUUUUUAAGCUAUUAGGCAUGGGUAAUAUCUGUACAAUAUCUAUAUAUUGGAUAUUCCACUGGAUAUUGACGGCGGAAAAAUGGUAAACAUUCAUUUCGACAUCGCUCUUAAAAUCCAUAUUUAUGUUCAUUCCGACUGGGUGCCUCAUUUUGAUAUAUAUUGGAGAACAGCUAUUUAUUUUAAAUCCGUUGUUGAAUCAAUAUAUAGAUAUUAUUACUACAAUAUAUAAUAAUAUAUAUAAUAUAGAUACCGCUGUACCCAUUUACCAUUACCAUUACCAUUGUUACCCAUUCCUAUUAAGAAUACUUAUUUUGACAACUAAUAUGUCACAAUAUGGCGAGUGGUCAUUCCUAUUCUUAUUUUGUUUGUGUUGUGCAAUAAAGAAUCGUAUAUAUAAGGUCUUAAAUCAUGAAAAUUUACAAAAUAUAGUGAUUUUUUACAAUUUUUUUUUUUAAUGUGAAUACACAAUAUUAGACCGUAAUACGUUAUCAAUAAAAACAAUAACAAAUAUUUGCUUAUAUUAUUUCAUAAAAGAUGUGCCGAGUUUAUUUUUUAAAUAUUUCAAUUUUUUUUUUUUUUAUGUAUAAAAACAGUGUGUAGAUUCUUAAACAAAUAUUGUAUGAUUGUAAUUGAAGUCAAAAAGACUAGAUAGUUAAUAAAUAAUGGCAUAGAUUGGUUGGAAAAUGGUUGAAAAUGUUGACAGAGUUCAAAAUGGAUAACUGGAAUUAAGGUUUUAAAAAAUGGAAUUGGUAAGAUUUUGGAAUACUGAGAAAAAAGAUUUAUGCAUAAACACUGGUAUUAUUAUAAGUACAUUUAAAUUAAUUUGAAACCGUGACAAUGAUUGAAAAAAUUAGUUUUGGAAUUGGAAAAUUGAUAAUUUAAAAUGGAAGAUUUGGAAUUGGAUUUUGACAAAUUAAGGAUGAUCGAAAAAAUUGAACGUUUGUGUAAGCCAUUGCUGAAAGUAGAAUAAUUAAGGAGAAAAUGUAAUAUUUUAUGUAUACCAUUAGAUUAUAUAGAUAGAGCAUCGAGUCUCAAAAACGGGUUUGUCAGAUAAUUGUCAAAUUAGCCGACUCUUUUUUUCAUCAGUAUUCUAUAUACUUACGCAUAAAAUGUAUCUUGACGUAUUAUUUAAUAAAUAAAAUUAAUGUUUACGCAUUAAAAAGAUAUAGAAUUUAUAAGACAAAAUAACAAUAUAAAAGUUGUAAAGGAAUCACCCAUAACUUUUUAUCACGCAAAUUUGUAUGAAACAAUUGACUGGUUUUUCUUGAAGUAUGUUAUAUCUAUGGAGACACUAUAUCUAUAUAAUCUAAAUGUGUACCUUAUAAAAGAUUCCCAUGAAGUAAUUCCACUGUCUGUCAACCUGUUAUAAUUAGUAAAACCUCAACUAGAUGAGUGGCAAACAAACCUGUCGAUAGAAUCGUUAUCGCUACCUAAUCCGUGAGAUAGAACGAGAUGGUGACGUUUGGUGUCUCGUUUUUUGCCACACAUACACUAACAGAAACUAUUUUAUCGAUAGUUCGUUUGUCUACAGAAAUUGGACUUUAAUCGUGUACAAAACUCCCAUGUUAGAUUUAUUACAAUGAAUUUAUGUGUUCUAUAUUGAGAGACAAAAAGUACGCUGCAUAGUUCAUUAGUGAGUAAGGAUCUUAUUUGUAGUAUAUAAGUUAAUGGUUUUAUUAUAUAUAUAUGUUAUAUAUCCAAUUAUAUUUGUUCUUUUAUAUAUUGCUCGUCAUUCCUAUUAAUAUAUAAAAUAAUGAGUAUAAUUUGAGUUCAUUCAAUUUAGAAUACCAAAACACUUCCAUUUUUUAUUACGAUUUGUUGUACUUACCAAUUGUUGUUGUAUUGUAAUUGUUUUUAUAUAGGUUUUUUAAUAUUAUAGGUUGUAAUAAAUUAGGCUCUGUGUAAACGAUACAUGAAUUAUUAUUCGGAUGAUGUUGCAACAUUUUUAGUCAAUUUAAUUCGUUAAAUGUUUCAAUAUACUUGUUUUGAAAAUAUAAUAAAAUUUUAUGGAAAUUAUCACAGAAACACUCUCUAAAUGUUUAUAAUUAAUAAUUUUAAAUAACAAAUCGAAACAUACAGUCGUUAAAUCGAUUUUAAUUUGUACUACUAUUGAACAUCAGCAUACCAUAUCCAUCAUUAUCAUCAUCAUCAUCAUCAUCAUCAUCAUAUCAGCUUUUAACUGUCCACUGCUGAACAUAAGCUCCUCCCCCCCCAUGGGUGGUUUUGCCAGUAGUUGCACCGCUUGACUGGUGGUUUGGCAACCGCAGUUAGGCUUUAGAGAUGUUCGAAGAGGAUCGCUGCUGUCCAUCCCUCGCCCUUCCUUAGUCGCCUCUUACGACACCUACGGAAAAGGAAGGGAUGGUCUAUUCUGUGCCGGGAUCAUACAGAUACUGUCAAGUCGGAUAAUUGCAAAACUAAUGUUAAGAAAGUUCUAUUAAAACAAACUAUGUACACGAUAUUCCGUGCAUUGUAGCACGAUGCGAAUGACAGCUCAUACUUUGACAGCUUUUAGAGUAAUAUUCUAAAAGAACUAUGCGUAUUGAGUGACAUUUCAUGAAUCGAUCUAUGGCCGCAUUUACACUUGUAAAUAGGCAUAGGUAACAUGGAUACCGAUCCGAUAUCUAUAUAUUGGGUUACUCUGGAAAUAGAUGGCGGAAAAAAGGUUCAUAUCAAUCUGAUAUUUAUUUCCGAAUUUGUUAAAAGUCCGUUAAAUAUUGGAUAAUAUUAGUCUUUUUGAAUAACAGACUUUUAACAUAUUUAUUACUGGACCAGUAUAUAUAUAUAUAUUGUAACAAAAAUAUUUAGAAAUUGCUGCACAUUACCCAUCCCUACUUGUAAAUUUGUUUGCCUGCUAAUAACUGAGAGGCUCUGGUCAUAUACGCCUAUGCCUGUAAGUGAAAAUGUGGCCUAAUGACAUAUGUUUCACUUUGUAUACUUACCUAAACUUUUUUUUUUAAGAUACGUUAUUAGCUCAAGCAACAACUAAAAAAUUAUUACCCACCGACGGCACACAUAAGCAUUUCACAUUGUCACACUAUCAAAUAAUUUAAAAAAAGAAUGAUUAUAACAAUAAAAAUAAAUAAGAUGGCCAGUGUUUGUUAUUUGCGAAGUUAAUGUAAAUUCAAUUCCGUUAAUGUAAAUUCCUUAUACAGAAAUGUUCGUAUAAUAAAUUUUUGUAAUGUAUUUUGUUGCAUGGAUUCCCUGAACACAUUUAAAUAUAUACAUGCCAUUCAUCGCAGUAGCCAACGAUAUUAUAAAAUUGACGAUUUGUUACGUAGAUACUAAAUAUAUUUGUUGGGUUUUU